Momordica charantia (bitter melon) is the source of this 1797-nucleotide messenger RNA. It is a transcript of the gene PRT1, whose product is annotated as proteolysis 1. Gene Ontology annotation, biological process: proteasome-mediated ubiquitin-dependent protein catabolic process. Lineage: Eukaryota; Viridiplantae; Streptophyta; Magnoliopsida; Cucurbitales; Cucurbitaceae. Gene Ontology annotation, molecular function: ubiquitin protein ligase activity; zinc ion binding. The record is from RefSeq and is a predicted model, not a curated record.
GGGAUUGUUCUUGUUCUUGGCCCUUGGGUUGAUAAUACCAAUCAAUCAAAUCAUCUUUGGCAUUGGACAGGAAAGGAAAGGAAGCAUUACAGAUUUUGAUUUUGGUUAGUUUUCCGUAGAGAGUAAGUACAGGUCGCCAUUUCCAUUUGAUUAUCUUCUGUUAUUAAUUACAUGUUUCUCUCUCUCCACCGCCCUAUCUUCUCUCUCUUCCGAUUUUCGUCCCAAUUUUGCCGAAGAUUCAUCUCCCUCACCUUCUCCACAAGCUCCUCAAUGGCGGAUGAUCAGUUGCUGGACGACGUCGACUGCAACGACGUUCCUCACGCAUUUCUCUGCUGCGUCUGCUUGGAUCUUCUUCACAAGCCCAUAGUGCUCUCUUGUGGUCAUAUUUCAUGUUUUUGGUGUGUGCACAAAUCCAUGAGUGGUUUUCGUGAGUCCCACUGUCCAAUUUGUAGGCAUCCAUAUUAUCAUUUUCCAACCAUCUGUGAGAUGCUUCACCUGUUGAUCCUGAAGAUUUUUCCCGUGGCAUAUAAGAAAAGGGAAAAUCAAAUACUAGAAGAGGAAAAGAUAAUGGGCUACUUCUCUCCGCAAUUUGAUGCCCUUGCAUGUGACUCACAAGCUGGUAAAAAAGUGGAACAUUCAGAAGAUUCUGCUAAUGGCGAGCUGAAGACAAAUACCAAUAAUGACAAAGUUGUUGCUGAACGCAUAUUAGAAGAAAAUUCUGCAGUUGUCGGUCCUUAUGGUCAAAAGACGCAAAACCAUGAGAAGGUUUCAGUUGCUGACUUGCUAUGUCGUGCAUGCACCCAAUUGCUCUUCCGACCUGUGGUUCUUAAUUGUGGCCAUGCACUUUGUGAGAGUUGUAUCAACUUGCAAGUUGAGACACUCAAGUGUCAAGUUUGCGAAUGUUUGCAACCAAGUGGAUUUCCAAAUGUCUGUCUAAUGCUGGAUCAGUUUUUGAAGGAACAAUUUCCUGAAGAGUAUAGCCUCAGAAGAGACUCUGUUCAGCUUAAACUAGCCAAUAUUUUUAAGCGUGAGAGUCCAACUUCUUGUUCCGAUGAAAGGGGCAAGAAGGGUGAAGAUCUUUCAAGAUCGGGUGAAGUUGCUUCUAAAGUGCAUUAUGGAGCUGGAUGCGAUUCUUGUGGGAUGUGUCCAAUCGUUGGUGAUAGAUACAAGUGCAAGGAUUGUUAUGAGAAAAUAGGUUUCGACCUCUGUGGCGAUUGCUAUAAUACAUGUUCGAAGCGUCCCGGUCGGUUCAAUCAGCAACAUAGACCAGAGCACAAUUUUGAGCUUAUAGGACCUAGUAAUGUUAUGUUUCCAAAUUUGAUGCUGGAGGUAGUGACAGGAAUGUUAGAGGAAGGUCCUAAUGACGACGGUUCAGAAACCUCAGAAGACAUGGGUGGCGUUCUCGAUUCAUCUAGCGAUGCUCAUGAGAACGAUGAGGUCGACUCUGAUGCUAGAACCCGUGCUAACUCCAACGAUAAUAGAACGGAUCAAUUUGACUCUAAUCCUACUUAAAAUGUCGAUCUUUAAGCUGGAAAAUGACAUUUUUUUCAGAUGGAGUUCCACUCCGGUUUCUGGAUGAUCCAUAAACUGAAAUUUGUGUGUUUAUUCCCAGGCCAAAUCCAGAGAGAAGGCAUAAAAAUAUUCGACAUCUAUGUACAGAAAAGGACCCCUCAUCUCCUAUUGAAUAUGUAGAGACAGUGRAGAGGGUGGUUUCUUGUUGAAAAUAUAACAUUUCCUUUAUCAAACUCUGAAAAGUGAGUUUUAUUAACUCAAGUUUGCAGUGUUCUUGCAUCAACA